Messenger RNA from Striga asiatica, 3550 nucleotides. NCBI's taxonomy places the organism in Eukaryota, Viridiplantae, Streptophyta, Magnoliopsida, Lamiales, Orobanchaceae. The record is from the annotation of a GenBank genome assembly.
AUUUAUUCCCAUUAUUUUUUUACCUAUUAUCGCAAUCGUCCUGAGAUUUCUCUUCCCCUACAUUCCGUGUAGGCUUCGCUAGGUGUACCCUAACUGUAGACACCAUGCCUCCUCCAGGAGAAACCGAGGCUAUUAAUGUAUCUGGUGCUAUUCCAAUUAAGAAGAGGAGAUUUCCUAUGUUUCGGUUGCCAUCUCCCACUCCUGAAGAACAUUUUUCCUGCUCAGUUUCGAAGAACAAACAACAAUUCAAAACUGCAUCUGAAGAAAGGUUAUCUUCUGUUGUCUCGAGAAAUACAGUGUCCCCUUGCGAUUCUGAUGUGGGCAAGAUCUCUGGUUUAGUAGCUAAAAAAGAAUUCGGCCCGAGCAAUGUCUUUGCGGUCCAAGCUAAUGUGGAUGAUCUUUCAUCAAGGUUUCUUGAGGCGGAGCCCACUGUUGAUUUAAGCCGUCUCUCCGAUUUGGGAAAUAAAUUGAACAUCUUAUCUGCUGGAAAAGAGGGUGAAGUGAAGGGUUCUAAAGCUGCGAAUGUGAAGCAGGAAAUUUCUAGUGGUCAUAAAAUUGAAGGUGCCGGGGGACUCAAUCUCUCGAUGGGUUCGAUGUGUGUUGAAUUGUCAUUUGGACCGAAGGAGCCUGUUGUCCCUUCUUUGGAUAUCUGCAAUUUGUCUGAAAAAUCCAGUGAUGAGAAGCCUGUUCAGAUUGAUCACCUAGUCUGCACUAAUCGAUUAUUCUGGGAUCUAAACACAACCAUGGAUAAAUGGGAAGUCUAUGGGAAUAGCGAUGCACUAGCCGAUGAGCUUGCUUACAAUGGGGAAUUUGGUAAUACAGAUAGUUUUGAAGAUGAGAAGUCCUCCUUAACUACAACUGGGACUAUUAUUUGUGCAUCUGAUUCUGCUGAUCAGCAGUGCAAGAUUGAUAUCAAUCCCCUUUGUGUCACACAUGAUAUGCCGCAUAAGGAGCAAUUUUCGUUAUCCAAGAGCUUGAUCUCUAAAAAUGCUUGUCACAGUUUAGGUUUGCAACAGGUACAUGCAUUGGCUGUAGACAUCAACAGGCCCUUGAAAUCAGAACCCAUUGAUGAAAUUACCAAACUCGAUUGUAGCAACAGCAGCAGUAAUGCAGGAUUGCUGAACUUAGGUAACGUGAAAACAGAAUUUGCUGAUAAUCACAGUGUGGAACGCAUUCAUUUUAGCAACUCGGUGAAAUCUGUUGCUGUCCACGAGGGUGACCAAGAAGCAAUCAAGUCUGAAGAUGGUGAACUGCCUCAGUCUAUUUCAACGUGUACGCAGCAUGAAGAGAGUCCUGCAUCUUCUAAUUAUUCAGUUCCUUCUGUUAGAGUGACGUCGAUGCCUCAGAAUUCGUGUGGUUUAAUUUCGCCAGCUUGUUUGAAGUUAAAACCCAGUGUGGAUUUGUCAGCCCAUUCUGAACAUUCUCUUUGUGGUAAAAAAGAGUUACCUGUCAGCCCGGAUGACAAGCUAUUCUCAAGGCCACCUGAUAAAGGGGAUUCGAUUGCUGUGGAUCCCGAUAAGCACAAAUUAACUAGGGUGGAUGAGGGUACCAAUGAAUUCGAUGAUAAUAAUAAUUUCAACGUGUUAUCUGAAGCUUCUGAAGAGUGCGCUGAAUCUGGUUGUGGUACCCAAACAAAUAGCGCUAUAGAUAAUUCGUUGGAUAAAGGAGGAAUUGUACGUGAUAGGGAAGACGAAGAGUACGAGGAUGGUGAGGUUCGAGAGCCUUCAUGUUUGAAGAGUCCAUGCAAAACCAGUUCCAUUUCUAAACGAUUGCUGACUACUCGAAGUGGAAACGAAAGGUACACUGAUCUUGAUCAAGAGAUGCAACCACAGGGAAUAUAUGCGGAUGAAACAUACACUGGCAGUGGGUCAAGCAAAUACUCGAAAUUCAGGACCUUAGAUCAGCUACACAGGAACCCAAGGUCAAGUUUCGUUUGUGGGAGGGGUGGAAUAUCCCGCCGCUUGGUCUCUGAUAAUGACUUUGCAUCUGGGCCUCCUUAUGGCCCGUCUGAUUAUAGGCCCGUGAGACGGAAAAACUUCGGCGAUGUAUACCCUCGAAACACGAAUGGCAAAUUCAUGCGGCAUUCACCCCAUGACAUCAUGGAGCCUGUUGAUGACCUCGGCCCGCGAAACAGAACUUUCUCCACCAUGCAGAGAAAGGGCUAUAAACGAGCCCGCCAUAAAUCCCGUUCCCGCUCGCCCGGCCCAUGGGCCCUGCCUUAUUACAGGACGAGAAGAAGGAUGAGUUCCCCCGACCAAGAAUGGUCUGGAGAUGGGAUUGUCUACAGAAGGCGCAGGUCCCCGUCAUAUGGGCCUGUACGCCGCACUAACAGGAGAGUUUCACCCGAACGGGCCUUCUUGAGGAGCGGUAGGAGGGUCAAUGAUCGUGAUGAGUAUUUGAAUCGCCCGAGCACUAAAUUCCAAAGGAGGCGUGGGCCUAAUUGUCAGUUUCGGCAAGGUUAUAAUGGUGAUGGUGAAAAUUUUCGCUUUUUUCAGACAGAUGAUGGUUUUUUUUCGGAUUCGGAUGGUGAGUUUGUAGAGAAAGAGCUUGAUGGACGUGUGGAGCAUUGUCGGGGCUUGUCGAGGAGGAUUAGAAAUGUUGUGGAGCAGGAAGAUAAGGAUUACGGGCCAGUCGAGCGGGCCAAGCCCGAUGAUGGUGGUUUUGGUGAUGGUAGGGGUAAGAGGAGAUUCUGAGUUGCAGGGCCACAGCCCAAUUCUCAUACCAGUAUGCAUUAAGUUUGAGGAUUUUUUUUUAAAGUAGUUGAAGUUUUGAGUAACCAUAUCCGCGUUCGAGCUAUAUGAAGAAGUUUGAUUUUGGUAGUGUUUUCCAGUUGAAACUUACGAGGUUCGAAUUAGAUUUUUGCAGCAUAAUGGGAAAAGUUUGACUAAUUGCAUAAAACUGCCCUUUUGAACUGAAGCGGGGCUUCUUCGUGAUACUCUUGGUUUUCUUUUCGUGUUACUGUCGUAAAACUUGACGACAAUGUGGCAUCUGGAAAUCGAGGGGUUGACGAUUUUUACCUUGUGAGUUUUUCGUCUGUCUUCUCACAAGUGGUUUGUUUACAGCAAAUCUUGUGGAUAGCUCUCAGGUAAGCCCAUGAAUGGUUGAACUUUGAACUUUGGAUUUGUUCUAUACAGUAACAUCAUGAACAAGUGAACUAUUAUGAUUGCAUAUAGUUUUCAUUACACAAAAUACCCCUUCACAAGGAAAAUUGAUAUAUGACAAGACAAUAGAUUGGAAGGAAAAUAAAUUUCUUGAAAAUCAGCAAACUCCUUCAAAUUAGUGAAAUCUACAAAUAAACCUAUAAUCUGUAGCCACAUCAUGGCAGCUUGGGUUGAGUUCAUUAAAAUUGUGCUCAUAUGGACAAAUUCGAUUCUAUAGUCCUUUACAGGAUUAUUUUUUAAUCGCUGAUCACACAUAGUAAAACACAUAUCCAUAUGUGUGCGUGUUGAUCUGGUAAAAAAUCUCCCAAUAGAACGAAUGAAUUUGGGCUCGUAUGUCAUUUGGAAUUCGAGACUUUCUCUGUAGAUGUAAUCAGUCAAAUGCUUUCUAC